Molecule: messenger RNA, 927 nt
Organism: Cavenderia fasciculata
Lineage: Eukaryota; Evosea; Eumycetozoa; Acytosteliales; Cavenderiaceae
Exons: 4
Coding region: 1-927 (308 amino acids)
Source: RefSeq, a predicted model, not a curated record
AUGAUUUCAAGUGAUGAUUUGGUAGAAUUGAAUGGUGUUAUUCAACCAACAUCAACUAGUGAUGAAUUUCUACUGAUUGGCGGUAAUAUUACAGAUGUUGGUGAAUCUUAUAUUCCAAUCAUUUGGUCGUAUAAUGUAGUCGUACGUAUUAUCAUUAUUGCCAACAACAAUAAUGAUCAGAAUAAUAAUAAUACUCUCUCUAUUUCUAUAUCUCUUCCUUUUGUCACAUGUUUAGACCAAUACUCUUGUCCAAAAUUUCAACAAAUGUAUUACCAAUGGGAUGUUCAGAUGGCAACAUAUGAUUCAAUCAACAAUAUAGUUUACUUGAAUGCCGAUUAUAAAGGAUAUCCAGUAUUGCUAAAAUUUGAUUAUAAUCAACAAAAAGAAGAUGUAAUAAGUUUACCAGGUACAGGAUGGUAUAUACAAUCAUCGUACAAUGAAACAACCAAUAUGUUUUAUCUUGGUGGUACAAGCCAAGUAGCAAAUCAAUUAAGUCAGAUGGUAGUUGCCACCUACAACACGGUGACUGGAGAUACAUCGUCACACAUCAUUCAAUUUGAUAUACCCAAUACCUGUUACUACUCGAUUGUGAUGUAUCAAUACAACUCCAAGUUCUACGCUGGACUAUAUGCUGAAACUGGUUCUUGCCCAUCAUUUAUAUUUGAAGUAGAUAUUGUUGGAAACAAUUCGACACUACUAGCCACCAUCCCAAAUGGCAACGCCGCUCCAUUCGAUGCCUAUAUAUAUUUUGUAAUCGAUAAUAUCAAUGGAUAUCUAGCCAUGUUUUCAACGAGUGUUGAAGAUUAUAAACUCCUUGAAAUUUGUAUGGUCAAUCUGAAUACCUAUCAAGUUGAACAAUAUGCUAUACCCAACGUACUUUACGAGAUCAGUUCGAGUCUCCACGAGUUUUUAAUGACUCUAUCCUAA